Molecule: messenger RNA, 1386 nt
Organism: Necator americanus (New World hookworm)
Lineage: Eukaryota; Metazoa; Nematoda; Chromadorea; Rhabditida; Ancylostomatidae
Exons: 13
Coding region: 1-1386 (461 amino acids)
Biological process (GO): cytoskeleton organization; plasma membrane tubulation; regulation of endocytosis
Cellular component (GO): endosome; cytoplasm; plasma membrane
Molecular function (GO): protein binding; phospholipid binding
Source: RefSeq, a predicted model, not a curated record
AUGGCAGCCGAUGUGUUGGCACCAGGAUUUUGGGAAAUUGGCGCGUACAAGAAUAAUGUGAGAAGAAUAAAGGAUGGAAUCGACGAACUGGACGAUUUCACUAAAAUGGCCAGAGAAAGAGCAGACAUUGAAGCGAAAUAUGGAAGAACUAUGCAACAAUUUGCCGAAAAAUGGAAAGCACACGUUGGCAGAGCUGUCCAGCACGGUUCCGUCAAGAAAGCGUGGCUGGGAUUGUUGGAGGAAGCCGAAGCAGUUUCAGUCCAACAUAAUCGUGUGAAAGACCGUCUUUUAGAUGAGGUCCUCAAAACGCUGGCGCUGUACCGGAAGGAAAAUUACCAUCCAUCAGCAUUUCGCGCGCCAAAGGAAAUUCGUGAAGCAGAAGAGGGAUUUGAAAGAGCUCAGAGAAAAUGGAAAAAACUGUACGAAAAGCUAGAAUCCAGCAAAAAAGCUUAUUAUUCUGCAUGCCGUCAAGAAAAGUCUGCGUUGGUGAAUCUCACAAAUAGCCAAGCAGACUCCUCAGUUUCUCAAGAUGGUGCUCAGAAGCUUCGUGAUCGUCUGGAAAAAUGUCGAGAUGAUGCACAAAAGUGCAGGAACAUUUAUGAAAAAAACAUAGCAGAGAUUACGCAGUACAGGACACCAUACAUAGAAGACAUGACGUUUGAGUUUGAAAAAUGCCAAGCGGUGGAGUUGAAACGAAGCAGAUUCUUUGUGGAAAUGGUCUGUGCAACGCAACAAGUGCUUGUCGAUUUAGCUCGUAACAACAAAUUUGCUCAGCUUCACGGAAACCUUGAAGAGACGCUACGUCUAUGCGAUGAAUGUGCGCUAACGUCGGACUUACAAGCGUGGUCAGCUACCAAUGGAAAAGAUGCUCGAAUGGAAUGGCCGACUUUUGAGGAGUACACAGAACAAAUCCGAACAAUCGCGGCAAAAGGUGCAAAUAACUGUCCUAGUGCUGUUGUACUAACUAAGCAAGUUACCAAGACCGACGACAUGCCUGGACCAGCUAGUAUACCGGCCACAUGCAGUGAUAGUGGGAAGAAUAGUGAUUCUGAUUCUAACACAUUUGACAGUCGGAAAAAUUUAACGAACACGGACAAACCUUUGCAAGAUCAGCAAAAUCUAGACAGGCACUGGGAGGGCCAAGAUUCACCUCCACUGUCGACAACAACUCCCGAUUCUGCGAAGUAUGGUGACUUCGAAGACCUUCACACGAAAUCGUUGGCAACGGUACUGUACGACUACAGUCCAGUAGAAAAUGAUGAGAUUUCUCUACAGAAAGGCGAAACAAUAGAAGUGUUGAGUGAUGCAGACUCAUUAGGUUGGUGCACAGGACGUAAGAAUGGAGAGGUUGGUCUAUUCCCAGCGAGCUAUGUACAAGUGAUGUGA